Colletotrichum karsti is the source of this 462-nucleotide messenger RNA. RefSeq names its product RNA recognition domain-containing protein. The transcript is spliced from 2 exons. The record is from RefSeq and is a predicted model, not a curated record. Gene Ontology annotation, molecular function: RNA binding. NCBI's taxonomy places the organism in Eukaryota, Fungi, Ascomycota, Sordariomycetes, Glomerellales, Glomerellaceae. Bases 1 to 462 code for a protein of 153 amino acids.
AUGACAGACGCCUCGCGCUGGAAGGCGACUGUAUUCGUCGGUGGUCUGGCCUCCGCCGUCACGGCUGCCAACGUUCACGAUGCUUUUAUCCCCUUUGGCGAAAUCGCGGACGUGUCGCUACCCAAGAACGACAAGCCGAACUCAACCGACCCUCAUCGAGGAUUCGCAUACGUCGAGUACGAGGAUGCGGAGGACGCCAAAGAAGCCAUCGACAACAUGGAUCAGUCGGAAUUCUUCGGAAGAGUUAUUAAAGUUUCAGCCGCCAAGGUACCGAAGAGCGCAGAUGAAGGCCUGGGGAGCAAAAAGGCUCUAUGGGAGCAGGAAGGAUGGCUGGCAGAAAACGCCGUCAGUGAGGAGGACCGACUUGCUUCUGAACAGGCCAAGACGCAGGUUGAAGUACGUGGAGAUGACCCGAUGCAGGGUCUGGAGGGGCUCGACGUUGCGGGACCGAGACCGGAGUGA